Molecule: messenger RNA, 2540 nt
Organism: Guillardia theta CCMP2712
Lineage: Eukaryota; Cryptophyceae; Pyrenomonadales; Geminigeraceae
Exons: 6
Coding region: 1-2427 (808 amino acids)
Molecular function (GO): phosphatidylinositol binding
Source: RefSeq, a predicted model, not a curated record
AUGAACACAAACAUGCUCAUGUUGUCAUUUGCUGCUUGGAACUACUACAUGGUGGACAAGGACGCGUGCGCCUGUCCUCAAGAAGGCAGUUGCAAGAGAGUGUUUCUUGUGCUGAACUGCCUUUCGGAAUCGUGUGAAAGUUAUUUUGUUGCGAAAGUACUUUCUCGGGCUGAUGCUCACGUCUUGUGCCUGUAUCUGCUCACUGAAGUGCUGGCCAUGGAUCAAGUCUUGUUGCAAUUAUUUGUUGAUGAGCCGAUAAUCGACUCCCGCAGCAAAGGAAGAGAUGGUUCAGGUUGGGAGCAGAGUCCGUCUGCAUGCGGUAGAGCUUCACGUAUCUUGUUUGAUGCCUUUCGCUUGUUGAUCAUCCUUCCCGACAAUCUGCCUGCCCUUGUUGACAGGUCUCUCAAGAAUCAGCUGGACGAAUUCCUCCCUGUCGGGGCGUUUGAUAUUCGAUCCUUCACGGUGACAAUGGCAGAAGAGAAACAUGCCGACUAUGAAGCUGGACCUGAGGUGAAAGGAGGGAAUUUCAAGCUCGUGUCUUCAGUAGCCACUCAUAUCGACAUGGCUUCAAUCCAAACGAAGCAAGUUGUGAGCAUCGAAGGAUUGACUUGGGAAUAUCUGAUCAAAGAUAGUCCCCUUUGGAAGGGAUGGAGCCAAAUGCUGAGCAACACUGAAGGAACCGUGUCCAGUUCAUUGUCGUCUUCGAAUUCGGUUGCCUUCUCCUUGAACUUCAAUUGUGCAUCUCUGAUUUUGAAUGUCUCAAAGACAAGUGAUGGUUGGCCGCACAUGUAUGUUAAGGUCAAGAAUGUCGUCGAUGCUCCUUCACUGCAGGCCCUAGGGAGGGUUGUAAAUGAGAACGUGCAAGAUGUGAUGCGUUGUAUCUUGAUGAAACGGCAGAACGAGAGGAGCGAACAGAUCAGCCAGAAAGUCGAAGCGCACCUGUCGAAUCACUACAGCAAACUACUCUUGGUUGACUUCAAACACAACAGAAAACUUGAGGAAAUAUUGAGCUCAAGCAUCAUCCUAUUGCGAUAUGCAUUAACGAAUGGCCAGAAUAUCACGAGAUAUCAGACGGAAAUCCUACGACGGGGAGGCUCUGCCAUUGUCAUUCCAUGCGACACGGAUCAUUAUGUUUCCAUCAAUCUUGACUUGGUCCGCAAAGAUUUCUCGUUCUCACAUUUAUUUCAAUCUGCAACGGGCAAGUGUGUUUGGAAAGGAGCUGUGAUCGAUUUUUCUAAUGCGAGCCAUCAUGUCGAUGAACGUUGGAAUGUCAACGGCGAGGAGCUGCAAGCGAGGAUGAGCUGUUUGGAUGUUUUGCUCCCUCUUCAGGCCUGCCCUCGAGAGAUCAGGAGGGGCAGAACGCUCCUUGUGGAUAUCAACAUUCUUAGCUUCUACUGGAAUAUAGGACAUGAUGGAGCAGAAGAGUUCCUCUUCGAAAUGAUGAUCGACCAGCAUGCGAGCUUGACGCCCCCCCUUUCAUGUCCAGCGCGAGGCCAUGGGCCAAGAAGUAUGAUGGACAAGAAUGAUGCCCGAGUUGUCCUUAGCCAUCAUGGCAUGUUAGAAGACGAAGAUACGUCGGAACUGUUGAUUCGCGCAGUCAUUCACAAGCCCCAAGAUCCAGAAGCAUGUCUCACUGCCAGCGGCAGAGUCGCACUCGCUCUGUCAUGCUGUCGCUACGGCAUUUGCCGGGUGGAGCUCAAGAAUGGAGAGCAGCAAGCAGGAUUUAUCAUCUUCACGUUUACUCUCAGCGAGGUUGACGGUGUAGAAGACAAGAAGGUUAUGGAUAGUGUGGGGAAGAGGAGACCACACGCCUCUUCUACCUCCCACUCGCACGCUCCACAUGCUGGGACAGGCGAGCAUCGCAGCCCGGCAGCCCCACCGAGAGGAGAGAGCGCGCAGGAGUCGCAUCUGUCGCCACCUGAUACGCCGGCAGGCACACUCAUGCAGCAUUGCAUUCAAAGUCUCUCGCCUAUUGAGAUGGAGGGUUGUGACGUCUCCACCUGCGACAGGAUCGUCAACUUCAAAAGUCUCUCUCUCCUUAUCCUCCGCACCUACAGCUGUCCUCACGACGGCCACACAGUCUACGUCUUCCAGUGUCGGCAUGAGGACGUUACUUGGGAGAUCCGCAGGAGGUACAAGGACUUCCACAUGCUCCACCAGCGUCUCCAGCGCUUUCUCGACGUCUCCUCCCUCCGCUUGCCGUCCAAGCAACUUUUCGGCAGCCAUAGCGACCGCGUAAUCUCGCACCGGCGGCAGGCCCUCCUCAAGUAUCUCGAGGAUCUCCUUGCGAGGCUCGACCAGGAAGACAUCUCUUCGCCUGUCAACACCUCCGCUGCCUCCACCUCCUCCGUCAUGUCCCCAGCAGAAGCCAUCGUCAGCUUCCUCGAGAUUCCCGAGCACCUGGGAGACCUCAGAGCCGCGAGAUGAUCUCGCAGUGGUAGAAGAUCAGCGCGUAGACCGGCUGGUAGAAUAGCUAGUUGAAUAGGUGGUACACUAGAUUAGUCUGAUGUUGAGACUCCAUCAUUGAAAAGGUUCUGUUG